This is a messenger RNA of Suncus etruscus (white-toothed pygmy shrew), 2352 nucleotides long. RefSeq names its product polypeptide N-acetylgalactosaminyltransferase 13 (gene GALNT13). The record is from RefSeq and is a predicted model, not a curated record. Gene Ontology annotation, cellular component: Golgi apparatus. The transcript is spliced from 13 exons. Bases 486 to 2156 code for a protein of 556 amino acids. NCBI's taxonomy places the organism in Eukaryota, Metazoa, Chordata, Mammalia, Eulipotyphla, Soricidae.
UCCCGCGCUCCUGCUCCUGCUCUGGCUCCCGCGGCUCCUGCUCGGCCUGGGCUCCCGCUCGCUCACUCUCUCUCUGUCUCUCUCUCCCCCCUCGCGCCCGUGGAAGCCCGCAGCCCGCCGCCACGCUAUGAAGGGCUGGCAGAGGCCGGAGCUGGCUCGGAGGGCUCGCGGGCAAGAGUGAAGGGACUGAAGCGCGCGUGGCAGCGGCGCUCGCGGGUGGGCGCGGGUUCCAGGUGAGCGCGAGCUCGACUCGGAGGCGGCUUUUGCGUGCGUGGACGCCGUGCCCUCUUCGCGGGAUCCUUGGCCACCGGAGCAGGUAAAUUUUGUAGGAGUAUUUUGAGAUGAAUGUUUGCAAAUUGUUUUGAUACUGCCAAGCACAACAUACAUGGGAUGUAUCCUGUUUUGAACCUGGAGUUCACCCCUGUGGCUUGGAUUUAUCAUAGUAGCAUCCAUCUUUGAUCUCUAACAAGACAUCAAGAAAAGACAUGAGGAGAUUUGUCUAUUGCAAGGUGGUUUUAGCCACUUCACUGAUGUGGGUUCUCGUUGAUGUCUUCUUACUCCUGUACUUCAGUGAAUGUAACAAAUGUGAUGACAAGAAGGAGAGAUCUCUGCUACCUGCACUCAGAGCUGUCAUUUCUCGAAAUCAAGAGGGUCCUGGAGAAAUGGGAAAGGCUGUCCUGAUACCUAAAGAUGACCAAGAAAAAAUGAAAGAACUAUUUAAAAUUAAUCAGUUUAAUCUGAUGGCCAGUGAUUUGAUUGCCCUAAACAGAAGUCUGCCGGAUGUUAGAUUAGAAGGCUGCAAGACUAAGGUUUACCCUGAUGAACUUCCUAACACAAGUGUAGUCAUUGUAUUUCAUAAUGAAGCUUGGAGCACUCUUCUUAGAACUGUUUACAGUGUUAUAAAUCGCUCCCCACACUAUCUACUCUCAGAGGUCAUUUUGGUAGAUGAUGCUAGUGAAAGAGAUUUUCUUAAGUUGACAUUAGAGAAUUAUGUGAAAAAUCUAGAAGUGCCAGUGAAAAUCAUUAGAAUGGAAGAACGCUCUGGGUUAAUACGUGCCCGCCUUCGAGGAGCAGCUGCUUCAAAAGGGCAGGUCAUCACUUUUCUGGAUGCACACUGUGAAUGCACAUUAGGAUGGCUGGAGCCCUUGCUAGCUAGAAUAAAGGAAGACAGGAAAACAGUUGUUUGUCCCAUCAUUGAUGUAAUUAGUGAUGAUACCUUUGAAUAUAUGGCUGGGUCAGACAUGACUUAUGGGGGUUUUAAUUGGAAACUGAACUUCCGUUGGUAUCCUGUUCCCCAAAGAGAAAUGGAUAGACGGAAAGGAGACAGAACAUUACCUGUCAGGACCCCUACUAUGGCUGGUGGCCUAUUUUCUAUUGACAGAAACUACUUUGAAGAGAUAGGAACUUACGAUGCAGGAAUGGAUAUCUGGGGUGGAGAGAAUCUUGAAAUGUCUUUUAGGAUUUGGCAAUGUGGAGGCUCAUUGGAGAUUGUGACCUGUUCACAUGUUGGUCAUGUUUUUCGGAAGGCAACUCCUUAUACUUUCCCGGGUGGCACUGGUCAUGUCAUCAAUAAGAACAAUAGAAGAUUGGCAGAAGUUUGGAUGGAUGAAUUUAAAGAUUUCUUCUACAUCAUCUCUCCAGGUGUUGUCAAAGUGGAUUAUGGAGAUGUAUCAGUCAGAAAAACAUUAAGAGAAAAUCUGAAGUGUAAACCCUUUUCUUGGUACCUAGAAAACAUCUAUCCAGACUCCCAGAUCCCGAGGCGUUAUUACUCACUUGGUGAGAUAAGAAAUGUUGAAGCCAAUCAGUGUUUAGACAACAUGGGCCGUAAAGAAAAUGAAAAAGUGGGUAUAUUCAACUGUCAUGGCAUGGGAGGAAAUCAGGUAUUUUCAUAUACUGCUGACAAAGAAAUUCGAACAGAUGACUUGUGCUUGGAUGUUUCUAGACUCAAUGGACCUGUAAUCAUGUUGAAAUGCCACCAUAUGAGAGGAAAUCAGUUAUGGGAAUAUGAUGCUGAGAGACUCACCUUGAGGCAUGUGAACAGUAACCAGUGUCUUGAUGAACCCUCUGAAGAAGACAAAAUGGUGCCUACUAUGCAGGACUGUAGUGGAAACAGAUCACAACAAUGGCUGCUAAGGAACAUGACUUUGGGGGCCUGAAGACCAUUUCUCUUUGGUCAAGGAAAUUUCUACACUUCUGUUUUUUUUCAUUAUUUCAAUUAGGGGGAAGCAUUAAUUUUGCUAAAUUUAAGAAAGAAAUGUUUAAAAUCCUUUUAGAAUUCUAAAAAACAGAUAUUUAUAAUUAGUUUUCAAAAAUAUUUGCUUAUUUCCCUUCCAAAUUUGUCUGAUCAAAGAA